Molecule: messenger RNA, 2151 nt
Organism: Myxocyprinus asiaticus (Chinese sucker)
Lineage: Eukaryota; Metazoa; Chordata; Actinopteri; Cypriniformes; Catostomidae
Product: charged multivesicular body protein 6
Exons: 8
Coding region: 146-766 (206 amino acids)
Biological process (GO): vesicle budding from membrane; late endosome to vacuole transport via multivesicular body sorting pathway
Cellular component (GO): ESCRT III complex; multivesicular body
Source: RefSeq, a predicted model, not a curated record
UUCCGGUAGGCAGGGGCUGCUGUUUUCUGAAGAUCAGUCUUCACUGUUACUGUUAUGGCCAGACAGGCCUGUGGAAUUACCUUUUUCUAAAUCUUAGAUACAACACCCCUGUCUAGACAUAUAGUGGCGGGGAUGCGGCAUCGAAAUGGGAAAUCUUUUCGGGAAAAAGAAAGCAACUCGGGUGACCGAGCAAGACAAGGCUGUGCUGCAACUGAAGCAGCAGAGAGAUAAACUGAAGCAGUAUCAGAAGAAGAUCACAUUUCAGAUGGGAAAAGAGCGACAACUGGCCAAACAGUUGUUGAAAGAUGGAAAGAAAGAGAAAGCACUCCUACUCCUCAAAAAGAAACGCUACCAGGAUCAACUGCUGGACAAAACAGAAAAUCAGAUAAGCAACCUCGAGCGGAUGGUACAAGAUAUUGAAUUUGCCCAAAUAGAGAUGAAGGUCAUUGAAGGACUGAAGGUUGGUAAUGACUGCCUGAAGAAAAUGCAUGAGAUGCUGUCCAUUGACGAUGUGGAAAGGAUCAUGGAUGAAACACACGAUGCCAUUGAGUAUCAGAAGCAAAUUGAUGAGAUGCUGGCAGGAUCUCUGACCCAGGAGGAUGAGGAUGCUGUGCUCGCAGAGCUGGAGGCCAUUACCCAGGGAGAUACUGACCUUGAACUUCCUGAGGUGCCUGGAGAAGAGCUACCAGAGGUUCCAGAGCAAGAACCAGUACGGGAGAAGGAGAGGAUGAAGAAGAAGUCAGAGCGAGAGAUGCUGGCGGUGUAAAUUCAGAUCUGUCCACCUGCCGUUUGUCACCCCUCCAUGUCUGUUCCACUGGAGACCCAAAGGGCUCACUCCAAACGAAGACUCUGGGGAGGGAUUGACAGUCCUCACAUUCUUAAAUGUUGAAGACUCUACAUCCAUAGCAUUUUUUAAUUGUAUAUACAUAUACACAAACAGUAUACUUUAUGCCAUUUAGUAUAGUAUGAAGAUUAUUCUUAACGGUGCCUGGUCUUUGUAGUUGCCCUACAGUUUUGUCUAAUCUUUCAAUUAUAUAUCACAGGCUUAUGACAAAGCCUAACUUUCUAAUGCAUGCUUCACUUUUACUAUUACAAUCUAUGUCACAACUUAUUUCCAACCUUUAGUGUCUAAAUUACCGGAUUCAGCUCCAUAUUUUGGUUAUGGCAGCACUUUCUAUAUAAUAUAUGUUUUCAUAAUUCAUAUCACUUAUAAUACACUUGGUAAUUUGUAUUAUCUUUUCAUAAAUAGUCAUAACCUAAGUAUUAGUGCAUUAUAUACUUACCUUUUCAUGGUUACUUGUUUAAAAAGUAUAAUAAUAAUUUGGGUGUUCAUGUAUUUUAAUGCAUGAUAACCAUGAAUAGGUAUGUAUCAUAGUGUGUUAUAAAUGGUUAAACUGUUUAUGAGAACAUACUACGAUGAUUUUGUGUAUUAUAAGGCAUUAUAUACACAGGCUAUGAGUAAAGUGGUAGCUGAACAUUCUUAAUCUAGAACAGAAAACUGAAAGCAGCCAAAGCAUUUCCAUUAUUAGAAUAAGCCAAUUAACUUUACAGACUUCUCAAUUUGCUGUAAGAUGACUUCAAAAACUACCCAUGACAAGUAAAACUGAUUAACAGAAGGAUAAAUAAACAUAUCCUUAUUUUUAAGGGGAAAAUUCAGGUGUAAAACAACAGCAACAUCAUUGUCAAGUUUACUAAAACACCACUGUACUGUAUAUACACAUAGGGCAGGACAAAACAUUUGCCAGACUUGCAGACCUAGCUGUAAGCUAUUACAUGUAAAUAUGCCACAACCUUGUAAGACCUCCUUUUACAUAAUGUUCUAAAUGCAUUCUACAAUUAAGAGGGGUUCGAGAAGAAAAUUAUCAGUUUCUGCUCCGAAUGAUCAGAGUAUGCUGCACAAAGUAUGGUUUGCAUUUAUGAAGCAUACAAACAAAGGAUAUGAUGUAUACAAGCAAAAUACUGAAACCAUGAUUAGUGCUAUUUUCUCUUUUCUGAUUUUGCUUAUUUUAACUCAUUUUUUCAUAGGUUUCAUCUAUUUUUUUCUCUGUGUUAGAUUAUUACUGUUUUUUAAUAAGACUAUUGGCUUAUGAUCUGUCUUCCUCUUUUUAUUUUGUUAUUCUGCAACAAUACAUUUUAUUAAAACAUUUUUCA